Messenger RNA from Puma concolor (puma), 537 nucleotides. NCBI's taxonomy places the organism in Eukaryota, Metazoa, Chordata, Mammalia, Carnivora, Felidae. The record is from RefSeq and is a predicted model, not a curated record.
AUGAAGCGGGCCCAGGCGGCAUCGGAAGGAGACCAGGCCGAGUUCCCAAUGGAGCCCCUGGGGAGGCUGCCUCUGUACAUGAAGUCCCUGCGCUGGGCCCUAGUGGUCAUGGCUGUGUUUCUGGCAGUGUCCGCGGUCACCAUUGUGGCCCUGGCUUCUAGAGUAGGGGCCACUUGCCAGCCGUGCCCCCCGGGCUGGAUGUGGUGUGAGGAGCAUUGCUACUACCUCUCUGCCGAGGCUCAGGCCUGGGAGGCCAGCCAGGCCUUCUGCUCGUCUCACCAUGCCACCCUCCCCCUGCUGGGCCACAUCCAGGACUUCCUGAGCAGAUACCCAGUCACCAAGUACUCCUGGGUGGGGGCCCAGCGAGGCCCCCAGGGCUGGCACUGGAUUGAUGGGGCUCCACUACCACCCCAUUUACUCCCAGAGGAAGAUGAGGACCAGCCGGAUCUCAAGUGCGGGGGCCUGGAGGAAGGCAAGAUUGUGGCUUGGGACUGUGCCUCUCCAAGAUCCUGGGUCUGUGCCAAGGGGACCAAGUGA